Molecule: messenger RNA, 1280 nt
Organism: Eutrema salsugineum
Lineage: Eukaryota; Viridiplantae; Streptophyta; Magnoliopsida; Brassicales; Brassicaceae
Product: uridylate kinase
Exons: 7
Coding region: 109-1116 (335 amino acids)
Biological process (GO): UDP biosynthetic process
Cellular component (GO): cytoplasm
Molecular function (GO): UMP kinase activity
Source: RefSeq, a predicted model, not a curated record
CUUCGCAGACUCAAACCCUUCUUUUGCCGGCGAAAGUUUCUCUACUGAACAUAUCAGUAAAUAUCAUCAGCCUCGUCUCUUCUUAGAUCUCGAUCGUUCUCUCCGGCAAUGGCGAUUCCGUUGCCCCUCACCUCUUACUCACCAAUCUCAACUUCUUCUUCUUCUUCUUCUAUUUCCCGAACCUCUUUCGUACCUCUCACAUCUCGCCAGGGUAAUUUCUUCUCCGAUCAGAGUUUCAGUCGGCGUCUACCUAUCAGCUGCUCGUCGUCUUUGUCCUCGAACAAUGGUUCAACUCCAGAGUCUAUGAACGGGAGUGGCUUAAAUGCGCAGUCAUCGUUUCCUGGAAUGCCUUCCUUCGAUGGAACAUCCAAACCACCGCUUAAAUGGAGAAGGGUUUUACUCAAAGUCAGUGGAGAAGCUCUUGCUGGAGACGAGGAGCAGAAUAUUGACCCUAAGGUGACUAUGUCGAUUGCAAGGGAGGUUGCAGCAGUGACUCGCCUUGGCAUUGAGGUUGCGAUUGUUGUUGGAGGAGGAAACAUCUUUCGUGGAUCCACCUGGGCUGGGUGCAGUGGCCUUGAUCGUUCCUCUGCUGAUUAUAUCGGGAUGCUGGCAACUGUGAUGAAUGCAAUAUUUCUUCAAGCGACAAUGGAGAGUAUCGGCAUCCCAACACGUGUUCAAACCGCUUUCCGCAUGUCGGAAGUCGCAGAGCCUUACAUAAGAAGAAGAGCAAUUAGACAUCUAGAAAAAGGCAGGGUUGUGAUAUUUGCAGCCGGAACAGGCAAUCCGUUUUUCACCACCGAUACUGCAGCAGCUCUUCGCUGUGCUGAAAUAAAUGCGGAAGUGGUGCUGAAAGCAACAAAUGUUGAUGGAGUCUUUGACGAUGAUCCUAAACGAAACCCAAACGCUCGCCUCCUGGAUUCACUAACUUACCAAGAAGUAACCUCAAAGGAUCUAUCCGUGAUGGAUAUGACUGCUAUCACUUUAUGCCAAGAAAACAACAUCCCAGUUGUGGUUUUCAACCUAUCUGAGCCUGGAAACAUUGCGAAAGCCAUCAAAGGAGAGAGAGUUGGUACAUUGAUUGGAGGAACUUGGAACUCUAUUGUUGCAGCCACUUGAAGAAACUUAUAACUACUUCUCGGUCUUGUUCCUUAUAUAGUAGCUUAGGUCAGGAGAAUCUUAUAACUCCUGUAUAUAGUUUGCAGAAACUUUUUAGUUUCUAGGAGGAAUCUAUCUGUAUGAAAUUUUUGAAGUUAAAUUGAGAUGUUAUGGUUUACAUGAAA